Rotaria socialis is the source of this 1017-nucleotide messenger RNA. Lineage: Eukaryota; Metazoa; Rotifera; Eurotatoria; Philodinida; Philodinidae. The record is from the annotation of a GenBank genome assembly.
AUGGUCGCAGAGAUUUCCAAGAAAGAAAAUCUCCGAUGGAUAAGUUUAGUAGCACUUGUUGUACAAAAUACAAGUCUUGUACUUCUAUUACGUUAUUCAAGGACGAUGAAGGCUGAAAGAUAUUUAUCGUCGACGGCCAUUGUUACUGCUGAAUUUAUUAAAGGAUUGAUUUGUGUUAUUCUUGUUUGGCUAGAGAAUGAUCGUUCAGUUAGUCGAUUACUACGAGUACUCCACGAAGAAAUUUAUGCCAAACCUUUUGAUACUUCUAAAUUAGCAAUACCAAGUGGAUUAUAUGCAGUUCAAAAUAAUCUUUUAUUUGUUGCAUUAUCUUAUCUAAAUGCGGCUACAUAUCAAGUAUCAUAUCAAUUAAAAAUUUUAACUACAGCUAUAUUUUCAGUAUUGAUUAUGGGGAAAAAAGUCGAAAGACAUCAAUGGUUUUCGUUAUUUUUACUUGCUAUUGGUGUAGCAUUCGUGACAUGGCCAUCAUCGGAAGAAACAACUAAACGUAUAACAACACAAAUUCAAGCUACAUGGUUACAGCAAGCUAUUGGCUUUGGUGCGGUUAUAUUGGCUUCUGUGACAUCCGGUUUUUCGGGUGUUUAUUUUGAAAAAAUUCUCAAAACUGGAUCAACAUCAGUUUGGGUUAGAAAUAUUCAAUUAGCUUGUUUUGGUUCACUUUUCGGUUUGGCGAUAGUAUUUUGUGUCGACUAUAAACCUGUAAUGGAAAAAGGUUUCUUCCAAGGAUAUUCAGCAAUCGUCUGGAUUGUUAUUGUCCUCCAAGCAAUGGGUGGUUUAAUUAUUGCUACUGUAAUUAAAUAUGCUGAUAAUAUUAUUAAAGGUUUUGCAACAUCGCUUUCAAUCAUAUUUUCAUCUGUUAUUUCUUACUUUUUCUUACAUGAUUUUUCACCGUCCUUAUUCUUCUAUACCGGAACAGUAUUCGUCUUAUCGGCGACAUUUCUCUAUGGGUGGGAGCGAAAAAUGACAUCGUCAUCAGUAGCUGACCAAUCACGAAUUUGA